AUGUCCAGAAAAGCAGGAAACCGCGGACCACAGAUGGAGAUGCAGGUGGACUCGUCCAUCAUCCGGAUCCCUCCACAUCACUACAUCCAUGUCCUGGACCAGAACACCAACAUCGCCCGCGUGGAGAUCGGACCGCUCACCUACAUCCGCCAGGACAACGAGAGGGUUCUGUUCUCGCCGGUCCGGAUGAUCAUGGUCCCGCCUCGCCACUACUGCGUGGUGUCCAAUCCCGUCGCCCGGGACGACGACAAUGAGGUCCUCUUUGACCAAUCGGGUCAGGCCAAGCUGCGCCACGCCGACCUGGAGAUCCGGCUGACCCGGGACCCGUUCCCACUCUACCCUGGAGAGGAGAUCCAGCAGAAUGUGACGCCGCUGCAGAUCGUUUACCCAGACACGGCGCUCCGUCUGCAGGCGCUGCUGGACUUUGAGGACGAGGGACGAGUGAAGCGGGUGGCUGGAGACGAGUGGCUGUUCGAAGGCCCAGGGACCUACAUCCCCCGGAAGGAGGUGGUGGUUCUGGAGACCAUCAAGGCCACGGUGAUCCGGGAGAACCAGGCCAUCCGGCUCAGGGCGCGAAAGGAAGGCAAAGACCGCGGCGGCGUCCAGAGAGUUACAGGUGAGGAGUGGCUGGUCAGCAAGGUGGGGGCGUACCUGCCGGGUGCUCACGAAGAGGUCAUCGACAUCGUCAAUGCCUUCAUCCUGACGGACAAGAAAGCGCUGCAUGUUCGCGCCCUGCGGCCCUUCAAGGACGCCGGCGGGCGUGAGCGGCGUACGGGCGAGGAGUGGCUGGUCACCAUGGCCGACAGGGAGGCGCACAUCCCGUCUGUGGCUGAGGAGGUGGUGGGGGUGGUGAACGUCACCACCCUGAGCAGCAGGCAGUACUGCGUGGUCCUGGACCCGGUCGGCACCGAUGGGAAGCCUCAGCUGGGCCAGAAGAAGGUGGUGAAGGGGGAGCGCUCGUUUUUCCUGCAGCCCGGAGAGGAGCUGGAAAACGGCAUCCAGAGCGUGUACGUGCUGUCGGAGGAGGAAGGCCUGGUUCUGCGGGCCGUGGAGGCCUUUCAUGACACGGAGUACGAGGAAGCAGCGGAGGAUGAGGAGGACGACGAGGAGCCGAUGCAGGAGAGCGCCAAGCGUUCGCGGCGCAGCGGCGUCCUCCGUCGCCCCGGAGACCGCUGGAUGCUGCGCGGCCCCCUGGAGUACGUCCCCCCCGCCACCGUGGAGGUCCUGCUGACGCAGCGCGCCAUCCCAUUGGACGAGAACGAGGGCAUCUACGUCCGGGACAUCAAGACCGGCAAGGUGCGCGCGGUGAUCGGACACACCUACAUGCUGAACCAGGACGAGGAGCUGUGGGAGAAGGAACUUCCUGCCAACGUGGAGGCGCUGCUGGCGACCCGCCGCGACCCGCUGGCCGACCGCUCCAGUCACCACGGCGGCGAGGACGGCCGGCCGAGGGACAAGACGCGCGUGGUGACCUUCAGGGUCCCCCACAACGCCGCCGUGCAGGUCUACGACUACCGGGAGAAGAAGGCCAGGGUGGUGUUCGGACCCGAGAUGGUGAUGCUGGGGCCGGACGAGCAGUUCACCGUCCUGUCGCUGUCCGGGGACAAACCCAAACGGGCCAACGUCAUCAAGGCCAUCUGCCUGCUGCUGGGGCCCGACUUCUGCACCGACAUCAUCACCAUAGAAACGGCCGACCACGCCCGCCUGCAGCUGCAGCUGGCCUACAACUGGCACUUUGACGUGAAGAUCCCAGCAGAACCGGCCGCUGCCGCGGCGCUGUUCUCCGUCCCGGACUUCGUGGGCGACGCCUGUAAAGCCAUCGCCUCUAAAAUCCGAGGCGCCGUCGCCUCAGUCCAGUUCGACGACUUCCACAAGAACUCGAACCGGAUCAUCUGCUCGGCCGUGUUCGGCUUCGAUGAGAAGCUGGCGGUGCGUCCCAACCUGCGCUUCACCCAGAACAACCUGGUGAUCAGCAGUGUGGACAUCCAGUCCGUGGAGCCGGUGGACCAGAGGACAAGAGACGCCCUGCAGAAGAGCGUCCAGCUGGCCAUCGAGAUCACCACCAACUCCCAGGAGGCGGCGGCCCGACACGAGGCGGAGCGCCUGGAGCAGGAGGCCAGGGGCAAGCUGGAGAGGCAGAAGAUCACCGACCAGGCCGAGGCCGAGCGGGCCCGCAAGGAGCUGCUGGAGCUGGAGGCGCUGAGCGCCUCGGUGGAGAGCACCGGAGCGGCCAAAGCCGAGGCCCAGUCCCAGGCCGAGGCGGCGCGGAUCCGGGGUGAGGCCGCCGUCAACGAGGCCAAACUGAAAGCCGAAGCCCAGCGCAUCGAGGCGGAGGCGGAGCUCCAGCGGUUGUCCAAGGCGCGGGAACAGGAACUGGGCUACAAGAAGGAGCUGGACCGUCUGGAGGUGGAGAAGCAGGAGCGUCUGGCUCAGCUGGACAGUCAGCGCUUCAGGCAGAUGAUGGAGAGUCUGGGCAGCGACACGCUGAAGGAGAUCGCCCGGGCCGGGCCAGAACUGCAGGUGAAGAUGCUGCAGUCUCUGGGUCUGAAGUCCACUCUGAUCACGGACGGCUCGUCGCCCAUCAACCUGUUCACCACCGCUAACGGCCUGCUGGGGGCGCUGCCCGGACCGGGCCCAGCCCAGUGAGCACAGGUACCGUCCUGGAGAUGUUCUGGACCAGACCGGGCCCAGGUUGGGUCAGAGGUUCCUGCUCUGAGCACCAGAACCGGUUCUGAUGAAUGAAGCGGUAAACUCUUCCUGGUUCUGUUUUCCAGGUGUCAUGAUUGGACCAACCGUUAGUGGGCCUGCUGGUUCUGGUUCUGCUGCAUCAGAACCAGAACCAGCCGGGUUCUGAUGAUGUUCUGCCUUACAGCCAGCUGUCUCCUCUGAAGGAAUAAAAAACUGACAUGUUUCAACUGGA
Molecule: messenger RNA, 2920 nt
Organism: Poecilia reticulata (guppy)
Lineage: Eukaryota; Metazoa; Chordata; Actinopteri; Cyprinodontiformes; Poeciliidae
Source: RefSeq, a predicted model, not a curated record